UCCUUUCCAGUUGGUCAUUCAACGGAGAGAAAUUCGAUCGGUUAGAGUAGCAAACCGUGAAGAAAGAAUAUAGCUAUUAUAUAGAGACUAAGGUCAUUCGUUCGAUUCGUAAGAUUAAAGAUUAAUCUUAUAGAUAAAUAGUGAGAAAAAUAGAUAAAAUGAUUAAAACAAAUAACAGUGUAUUAAUCGUGUAUGUGUUUAUGUUAACGAUAAUCAUUGGUAACGUUAAUGGGAUCGGUAAAUAUCGUGGCCUUGAAUUUUUGGAACCUUGCUCUAAAAUCGAUCCUAAUUUGGAAGGUUGCCUUGCCAAAACUGCUAAUGUUCUCGUUGAACAAUUUCGACACGGUUUGCCACAAUUAGGAUAUUCUGAGGUUGAACCAAUCAUUUUGGACGAAUUACACAUAGCUCUUGGAGGUGGUCCCGAUGGAUAUAGAGCACAAUUCGUGGACAUCAAUGCAAAAGGUGUUUCAUCGCUCAAAGUUACAGGUCUCAGAGCAAGAUUGUCUGACGAUGAAGUACAAUUGCAAUUGGUCCUUAAUAUUCCUAGAAUUACGGCUGCUGCAAAAUAUAGGUCAACCGGUACAUUGAUAUUGGUUAAAGCCAGCGGAGCUGGAGAUUAUUGGGGAGAAUAUGAGGGCGUCAAAGCUAAAGUAUUUAUCAGGGCAAAACCCUUCAUGAUACAAAAUCGUCGCUUUUUGAGGUUGCAACAAUUAAAAAUGGAUUUCAGCGUACAAGAUAUUAAAAUGGGCGUUAAAAACGUACACGAUGGCAAUACUAUACUUCAAGCCGCUUUGAACUUGUUCAUUAAUAGUAACGGUCAAGAAUUAUUAAAAGAAAUGAAACCAGAUUUGAGAAGAAAGUUGGUCCAAGUAAUGUCGAAUUUCGUUGAGAAACUUUUCGCUCAAGUACCGUACGACGCUUGGAUUACCGAAUAAGUAGGACAGACGAUAUUUUUAAUCCUAUUUACAUUUUCUUCGAUCAUCGAAUAUAUAUAUAUAUAUAUAUAUAUAUAUAUAUAUAUAUAUACAUACGUUGAUAUAUGUAUGUAAAUUUUUUUAUACAUUCGCAAACGUGUUCGUAAAUGCUAAAUAUGAUAAAUAUGAUUUGAAUCAGAAGAGAGAGAUAGAUCUUAUUGGUUAAUCAAUUAUUAUUAUUAUUAUUAUUAUUAUUAUUAUUAUUGUUAAUAUUAUUAUUUGCUUUAAAAGAUUGUCAGUAUUUUGUUCCUCAAGUAAAUUCGUGAAAACUUAUUUACUAUAAUUAAUUAAACUCAAGUUUUACGACGAAUCGGAUCUUAGUCGUUUAUUCUUUUUCUUUAUUUUAUUUUUUAAUUUAACAAUUUCGUUAUUGAUUGUUGGAUCGUUUAUAGAUAGCUCGAUUAUAUAGUUAGAAAUUAUUAUUAUUAUUAUUAUUAUUAUUAUUAUUAUUAAUAUUAUUAUAUCUCACGUAUUGUAUAUAAUUAUAUACACUUAUUUACAUUGCGAAGAUAAUGAUAAGAAAAAAAAAAGAUUAGUAGGUUUUUUUGUUUUGUUUUUUAGUUACUACAUCAUUUGGUCGAUCGUUUAGGUUAAGAUUUUUUUUUGUACGAUUCUGUAUUUAUUUAAUAAAUGACGUCAACCUUUU
Vespa velutina is the source of this 1620-nucleotide messenger RNA. RefSeq names its product protein takeout (gene Jhbp2). Lineage: Eukaryota; Metazoa; Arthropoda; Insecta; Hymenoptera; Vespidae. The record is from RefSeq and is a predicted model, not a curated record. The transcript is spliced from 4 exons. Bases 159 to 935 code for a protein of 258 amino acids.